GCGGCAGGUCCGGGGCGGCUUCCCUUCCACCUCUGGACUACCAUCGUAGGGCUUGAGUCUCAGCUCAGCUCUUCCGCAUUACACUUGCCUAAGGAGCCCACACACAGCAGCGACCACGGAGGAGCAGACGCUGCGAGACGAAUGAGAGCGGCACCUCGAGGCCGCCGUCCUGCCCGGGCCGCGCCACCAUAGAGUGCAGAAGUGCGGACAGAGCGCCCCCAGGAGCGCCUUGCACUCAGUCCCCGGGCCGCGGAAUGGCAAUUGUGCUGGCCCUGAGAGUAGUUGCGGGACUGGUAGCGGCGGUGUUGGCAGCUUUGCUCUUGGAAUAUUACGGCCUGGCGGAUCCGCCUUUGCCGCUGCCCCAGACCCCCCACCUCCAGAGGCCUCACCCAGCGCCGGGCUCCGGAAACAGCAACAUCUUCUGGGGCCUGCAGAUAUCCGACAUUCACCUGAGCAGGUUUCGCGAUCGAGGCAGAGCCAUAGACUUAGAGAAGUUCUGUUCUGAAACGAUUGACAUCAUUCAACCUGCUCUCGUCCUAGCAACAGGAGACCUGACAGAUGCCAAAACAAAGGAACAGUUAGGAUCCAGGCAGCAUGAGGUAGAAUGGCAAACUUACCACGGUAUUCUGAAGAAGACAAGGGUUAUGGAAAAGACCAAGUGGCUGGAUAUCAAAGGAAAUCAUGAUGUAUACAACAUUCCAAGUCUGGAGAGCGUCAAGAAUUAUUACAGGAAAUAUUCUGCCGUACGCAAGGAGGGCUCUUUCCAUUAUGUCCACAGUACUCCCUUUGGCAACUAUUCUUUCAUCUCGGUUGAUGCCACCCAAAUUCCUGGGCCUAAGAGGCCCUAUAAUUUCUUUGGAAUUUUAGAUGAGAAACAGAUGAAAGAGCUCUUAGUCUUAGCCAAAGAAAGUAGUCAGAGCAACCAUACAAUUUGGUUUGGACACUUUACAACAUCCACUAUGCUUUCUCCAUCACCAGGAAUCCAGUCAACAAUGAGUUCGGCAACAGCUUAUUUGUGUGGCCACCUCCAUACACUUGGUGGACUGAUGCCUGUUUUGCACACUCGUCACUUCCAGGGCCCUUUGGAACUUGAAGUGGGAGACUGGAAAGAUAACAGAAGGUACCGAAUCUUUGCUUUUGAUCAUGACCUCUUCAGCUUUGCAGAUUUGACCUUUGGAAAGUGGCCUGUUGUUCUUAUCACCAAUCCUAAAUCACUUCUCUAUAGUUGUGCUAAACAUGAACCAUUAGAAAGACUCCUUCACUCAACACAUGUCAGAGUCUUGGCCUUUUCCUUAUCCUCUAUUACUUCUGUCACUGUUAAGAUUGAUGGAGUUAAUUUAGGGCAGGCCAUUCAUUUGUCUGGUCCUAUUUUUAUACUGAAGUGGAAUCCCAGAAACUAUAGUAAUGGAACACAUAACAUAGAAGUAAUUGUGCAGGAUUCUGCUGGAAGAAGUAACAAUGUUCAUCACAUAUUUUCUGUUCAAGAGAAUAUGCAUCUUACAUUUGAUCCCCUCGCAUCAUUUAUUCUCCUUACUGACCACUGCGCUGUGGCCCGGGUCCUUUUUGUGCUGAUUGUGCUGAUUCAGCUCUCCAUUCUCAUUACAUAUAGGUAUCUAGCGUAUCCAGAGCUUACAGAACCUCCAGGAUUUAUAAAUCUUACUUCAUUUUCCCUUCAUGUCUUGAGCAAAAUCGACAUAUUCUACUAUUCUGUAUUGUUGCUGACCCUUUAUACAGUGCUGGGACCAUGGUUUUUUGGUGAAAUCAUUGAUGGCAAAUUGGGCUGCUGCUUUUCAUUUGGAAUAUUUGUUAAUGGACAUUUCCUUCAAGGCAAUAUGACAUUUAUAGUUGGAAUUCUUCAGCUGGCAUUUUUUAACAUCCCCUUGAUGGCUUACCUGUGUUGGAGUUUGCUACAGCGAUGCUUUGGUCAGAGCUUCAGGUCACAUUUCCAUCAAGGAAAAUACUUGAAAAUUAUACCUGUUCACCUAUUUAUGCUCCUGCUAUACAUCUGGCAAGUUUAUUCCUGCUACUUUCUUCAUGUAACAUUUGGCACUCUAGCUCUUUUAAUUUCCCCUUUGCGGACCUGGUUGACACUGCUGACACCUGUACUCAUUCGCUGUGUGUGGACACUGAACUCCACGGAGUUUGGAACCUUCAUGGUGCAGUUAAAAAGCCAUCUGAGCUCCUGAAGGCGGUUUCUGACCACUGGCAGCUGAGCAGAAGUCCUUCCUUUGCAUCUGUAAUCCAGGUCCCUGCCCCCCCGCUCUGUGUGUUAACUUCAAGGGGCUGCUGCUCCCUGAACACCUGGAUGUUGGAGGGAUUAUUCACUACUGAUUUCUGCGAAGUAGACUGCAGAAAGUAUAAAUAAUGAUUCUGGCUUUCCCUAAGGAGACAAAAAGCCCUAAUCAAGGAGCGCCACAGCAUAGGGACUGGAUGCGUGCAUGGCAGUAUCUCAGGCCCAGUGUGUUUUUUAAGGUUAUCCCUUGGAAAGCAUCUAAAACUGUGCCUGGACUUCUGCGCUGUCAAGGACAACAGCGCCCUUGUGUGGACCAGUGGGAGAACCUGACUACACUUGAGAUGUUAAUUCCCAACCCUGUUUUCCCACAGGGUUAUGAGUUUUCUGCUUCCUUGGUCGGGGGUGUUUUCAACUAAUCAAAUAAAUGACGAAUGACUAAUUACAGACAAA
Cavia porcellus (domestic guinea pig) is the source of this 2683-nucleotide messenger RNA. RefSeq names its product transmembrane protein 62 (gene Tmem62). The coding region runs from base 255 to 2186 and encodes 643 amino acids. Lineage: Eukaryota; Metazoa; Chordata; Mammalia; Rodentia; Caviidae. The record is from RefSeq and is a predicted model, not a curated record. The transcript has 14 exons. Gene Ontology annotation, molecular function: hydrolase activity.